CCAACCGCCCUCGCGAAAACCGCCCUGCGUCACUGCCGCGCGUGCUCCAACCACUAUACGAACGAUCUCUCCAUCUACAACACUAAAAUACAUUACGAAAAUAAAAUAAAAUUGCAUUCGAAAAUUCUUGAUAACUUCUAGUUCGGGGUCUGCAAAUUUUGAGUAAGCUUUUGAAGUUUGCUAAGUGCUUUGCUAUUCCGGAGGAUUCUCUGUGCCCUUUCACUGUUUCGCUUCAGGCGAGAGCAUCCGAUGGGGAAGUAACUAGUGAAUUAGUGAAUUAUAAGAUGUGAGAAAAUGUUCAGUGUUGGUGUGUUAGUGUAGAUGUGCGGUUUGUUAUAUUGACAAUGAGUUUUCUAACGUCGCUUGGGCAAUAUGUGGCGGGCAUGGCGGAUAGUGUGGCGGGUCUGGCGUUAUCCCCGCGGCGAGCCCCCCCAGCCCGCCACCGGUCCGCGGAGGAGUCGCAAGCGCAGCAGCCACAACCAUCCACGGCAACGAUGCGAGGAUUUCCACGCGUGGUGCCUACUGAGGGUGCAACAGCGUUGAGUGCACGUCGACGCACCCUGGACUGCUUGGCACCGGCCGCACCUCCCCGUCGCGGAGGGUCCCUCCGUGUGCCUCGCCAUCCCCCUCCGCCAGAGAAACCCACCAUGGCCUUCUGCAAGAGACGACUUUCCUGGCCAGAAGUGGACAACUCCGUGAAUUCGGGGGUUCAAGACACAGACGGGUCGUACUUCGAGAGUUUCACUGCGCUCUCGUGGCGGCAGGAGAACCGCCGCUUGGCCGCCCUGCGGCUGGCAGAGGCUAGGGCGGAGCGACCGCCGCCCGCCCCGCAUGACCUCGGCUUGCCCAGUGUCUCCGCGCAACUCUCGCACAAGGAACACGAACAUUUGUAUACAGAGGUUCUGUACUGCAUUGAAAACGCCGUGGGCGCGCCCGCUCCCGAUGGCCAGUUUGCGUCGUACAAGGAAGAGGUGGUCGAGUACGCGCGCCGCGCGUUCCGCGUGUCGCAGGAGGUGCACUCGCGGGCGAUGCGUGCCGCUGGCAGCGAGCGACCUCCCACUGUGGUGCUCGGCUGCUCCGUCAUCGAGGCAGAUGGGCUGGAAGCCAAGGACGCUAACGAUCAGAGUAUAUUAUGUAAAGUGAGUAUAAGGCCCUGCGCCAAACCACGGGCGGGCACCCGCGGCGGGUGUUCGCUCGGUGCGCCCGCCACGCGCCAGCCACACGCAGCGGGCGCAUGUCCCGUGCUCCCACCUCAUUUUAGUGCCGUCAGUACAUCUUUCGAUUGGAGCGUGUACAGUUAUAUUUUAUACAAUACUGUACCGUCCGCCAUGUGCGAUCCGUCUGAAAACAGCGGCACGAGUACAACUAUCCAGAACAAGACCGCGUAG
Messenger RNA from Chilo suppressalis (striped riceborer), 1388 nucleotides. NCBI's taxonomy places the organism in Eukaryota, Metazoa, Arthropoda, Insecta, Lepidoptera, Crambidae. The record is from the annotation of a GenBank genome assembly.